AUGCUUCUUCAACUUUUGUCUUUCCCAUUCUUACAUCUCUUGUCAAGGCAACUGGUUGCAACAAGUGUUUAUCGGAACGAGGGCAAUAUCCGUCUGGGCUGCUUCGACGAAUGCAAAGACGGCUUCAAUCCGAGCAGCACUGAAUACCAAGUAUGCCGCGACCAAUGCACCAAGUUCGAUGUGCAGGAUCAUUGCUGCACCUCCUCCUGCAGCAGCAUUUCUAAUGUGUGCCUAAAUGACUACUUCCAUCGCGUCGGACUCAUCAAGCACGGUUCAUCCGAAGAAGAAGCCUUUCAUCGAUCACAACUAGACGUGAUCCGAGAGAAUCCUGGUCCUCUUGACAAACGAGCCUUCCUGGCGGGUGACGCUCCGUACCAUCUCAUCCGGAUCACUGAAACCCUGCUCUCUCUGAACCCUCAAGAUUUCAAGGAGACCUUUGUUGACGACGUGAGCGAGGAAGGCGGCCUAGGGACUCUUGAUCGUCGGGUUGACAAUGGUAAAGCUCUCCAAGAGCCUGCGCUGCAAAAUGACGAGUGGAAUGACGAGGGAUACGCUGGACUAGUGCUAGUUAGCUUUGGCAUUGCGGGCGCGUGGACUUGCAAUCUUGUGUACAAUGUGCAAUGCGUCUUUUUCAAAGCGAGGACUGCUCCGUAG
This is a messenger RNA of Penicillium canariense, 654 nucleotides long. RefSeq lists its product as uncharacterized. Lineage: Eukaryota; Fungi; Ascomycota; Eurotiomycetes; Eurotiales; Aspergillaceae. The transcript has 3 exons. The record is from RefSeq and is a predicted model, not a curated record. Bases 1 to 654 code for a protein of 217 amino acids.